AUGGCCUGCGUGUCUUGUCGCGAAAGCAAGGUCAAGUGCGACGGCGCCGAACCGGCAUGCUCUAACUGCGCCAAUAGAAAUCGAGAAUGUCGCUACCAAGCUGUCGACAAGAGAAAACUACCUCUCCGUGUCGCCAUUGAAUUGUUAUCAAGCAGGGUGGACCAGCUAUGUUGUUUUAUCCGAGAGAAUGGAAUGCAGCCACCCCCGAUGUCACAAGAAAAGGAUACGGCUCUGGGAAGAGUACUGGAAAUGCUAGGAUUGACCGAAAUAAAUUCAAAUUUGACGCGACAGCUUGCCUGUAAGUCAGAACAGUCGAUGAACGAAAUGAAGGACGUCCAUCCCAACGUGGCGAAUCUUCUUCCAAUUCCGACGGCACAGACCCUGGAAAGAGCCGAACCCAAACAGCACUUCGAAAACUCGCCCGAUGCCCAGUAUACAGGUGCCAGACAACCUCAGAAUAACGUGACCGCAUUGCCAUCUGCCAUAGAAGAUGGUACAGCUAGUGUGCCACUCUACCAAGAUUUACCUGAUAUUCAAUCGAACAAUGACCCGAGCAGUUGGAAUUGGCAACUAGGCGCCGACACAUUCCUGCCGAAUUCUCCAUAUAUGCACAGCUUUCUCACACCUUCUUCUCCUAGCGGUCCGCUACGAUCAACGCUUGGUGAAAUACCUGAACCACUUGAGCCCAUAGUCGCCGAUGAUGACAGGACGCUGGUGGAUGAAUCCAGUAGCCCGGAGGAUGUAGAGGGUCUCAUUGAUGAGCUUUCUGACCGAGUUGGAACGUUGCAGAUCAAGCCUGGAGGACAGACUCAAUUCUACGGUCCAACUUCAACCUUCAACCUUGCAGAUAUGUUGGCUACAGCAAAUUCUGGGACACACCUUACCGCCCAGAACGAUGCGUUGGAAUGCUUACGGCGCCUUGGAAGUCAUAAGACGGUUCCUGCUCCCCUCGAGGAGCACUUGACGAAUCUCUACUUUGGUUGGCAAGAUCCGUCUUUUCAUGUGGUAGAUCGGAAGACGUAUGAAGAUUCUAAGGCAAGGUGGUAUGCCCUCGGAGACACACCUUAUUAUUCAGAGUCGCUUCGAAAUGCAAUGUGUGCUAUCGGAGCUUCGUUUGAGACGCGCUAUCAUCCGGAUUUUGUCACGUUUCCAAAAUCGCUUGUUGAGUUUUUUGGUGACCGUGCAAAGGCUCUUCUUGAGGUUGAGUUGGAUUCUCCUUGCGUGGCAACAGUCCAGUCUUUGGUCAUCUGCAGCAGUCUCGAGGUUGGGAGCGGAAGAGAAGCGCGUGGGUGGCUUUACAGUGGAAUGGCCAUCCGACUUGCCUUCAACCUCGCCCUGCACCUUGACAUGUCGUCUUAUGUUUCCCGCGGACUUAUUACUCCGGCAGAUGCGGACAUGCGUGGAACUGUCUUUUGGGCUGCGUACACAGUUGACCACCAGCUAGGAUUUCAUUUGGGCAGACCGUUUCGUACAAAUAUGGAAGAUGUGACUGUGGGAAAACCCACUAAGAACACGCACCGACGUGGAUCUGACAGAUGGGCUCCGUAUGUAUCUCCUGGAUCUGUUUACGCUGGGAGAGGUGCACCGGACUGUAUGGAAUCUGUGUGUGAAGAGCAAAUUAACCUCUGCGAAAUCAUGGCCCCAUGUGGCGACUUCUUAUACGGAACGUCAAAUAUUUCUAAGGUGGUACUCCAGCAGCUAAACGAAAAAGUCGUCGCAAAACUCCUCAACUGGAAAGCCGGGCUUCCCUCAUCAUUACAGAUCGACUUGGAUGAUCAAACAGCCCCAUAUACCCCACAGGUUCUUCUACUACACAUGCAAUACUACCAGAAUAUAAUAUAUGCGCAUCGACCAUGGAUGUCAAAAAGCCAUCUCCAGCCUCAACCACCAAAAGGCCCAGGGCACGGACAUGCCCGAGAGAUGUGUAUCCAAUCCGCGAUUGCUAUCGCCAAAGUCCUUGUCAUGUACGAGGCGAGAUAUACUCUUCGGCGAAUCCAUACAAAGACAGUCGCUAUCACUUCCUCCGCUGUUCUUUUGCUUCUCUUCGCUGCCGUAACCCAGUAUCGAUCAAAUGAACACGGAAAUGUCGGUAUUGCAGGACAUUUGAGCACAUGUUUUCGCGCCCUAGACGAAUUUGCUAUCUCAUGGCCGAGUGCUAGCCGAGCUAAAGACCUAUUACUGAGGCUGCAACGGCGAUGGGAAAUCCGGAUGCGCUCUAGUAAGGGAAGCUAUAACCUAGAAAAUGGACUUUUCAGGCCAGCAAAACAACAGUCAAUCUCAGUUGCACUUGAUGGACCAGGUUCCAGAGACUGCGAAGCAUCACACGAAGGAUCAGGACCGCUUGAAGACAUCAAUAUUGAUACUGAUAUAGACUGGAUGCUCAUGUCUGAUGGGAAGUCACCAUCCGACAAUAGAGCCGCGGAUCUCUAUUCGUUGCUCUCAAACCCUGUUACCAUUCAUCCAGAACGCGGAAGCAUAUAG
Aspergillus puulaauensis is the source of this 2481-nucleotide messenger RNA. RefSeq lists its product as uncharacterized. The transcript has 8 exons. The coding region runs from base 1 to 2481 and encodes 826 amino acids. The record is from RefSeq and is a predicted model, not a curated record. Lineage: Eukaryota; Fungi; Ascomycota; Eurotiomycetes; Eurotiales; Aspergillaceae. Gene Ontology annotation, biological process: regulation of DNA-templated transcription; DNA-templated transcription. Gene Ontology annotation, molecular function: zinc ion binding; DNA binding; DNA-binding transcription factor activity, RNA polymerase II-specific.